Plasmodium falciparum 3D7 is the source of this 9411-nucleotide messenger RNA. It is a transcript of the gene PRPF8, whose product is annotated as putative pre-mRNA-processing-splicing factor 8. Gene Ontology annotation, biological process: mRNA splicing, via spliceosome. Gene Ontology annotation, molecular function: U5 snRNA binding; U6 snRNA binding; RNA binding. Gene Ontology annotation, cellular component: spliceosomal complex. NCBI's taxonomy places the organism in Eukaryota, Apicomplexa, Aconoidasida, Haemosporida, Plasmodiidae. The record is from RefSeq and is a predicted model, not a curated record.
AUGAGUCAUAAUGGAUCAUUUGAACAAUCUUCAGAAGAUAAUAAAAAUGAGGGGAGUGACGUUUUAACAAAUUCCACACAACAUUUGGAAAAUAAUGUAAUUAACAAUUACGAUGAUGCAAAUAAAAGCGAUGAAUUAAAUUCAUCACAUAAUGUCAUGAAUGACAAGGCAAGCGUGGAAAACAAACAAGAUAAUAUGUGUAAUAAUAUCAAUGACAUAUUUUUUGAUAAACCUGAUAAUAUUAAUAAUAAUAAUAAUAAUAAUGAAAAAAAUAAUAUGAAUGAUAUAAAUAAUAUACCACAAAAUGUACCCAACGGUUUUAUAAAUAAUAUUGGAAAUAUUCCAUAUAAUAAUAUGAACGCAUUUCCUCCUAAUAUGCCCAAAUUACCAACGAAUAUGCCAUUUUUACCACCAAAUAUGCCCAUUUUACCACCACACUUGCAACACAUGCCAAACGUAUUACCACAUUUACAAAAUAUGCCAAAUGUCCCACCACAUUUAGCAAGUUUUCCAAAUAUGAUAAACUUGCCUAAUUUACCACCACAUAUGCAUAACCUUCCCCCAAAUAUGCAUAGUCUUCCACCACAUAUGCAUAAUCUUCCCCCCAAUAUGCACAGUCUUCCACCAAAUAUGAAUUACAUACCACCAGGUAUAAAUAAUUAUAUGCCAAAUAUGAUGAAUAUGCCACCUCCUUAUAUGAUGAAAAUGCCAAACAUGAAAAUGAAAAGUAAUAAAAUUAUUAACAAUGUAUCAAAUAAUGUAGCAGAUAAUGUAAGAAAUUCCAACUUAUAUAAUGAGGAGGGAAUACAACCUAAUAAUAUUCAUAAUAAUAUUCAUAAUAAUAAUAAUGAUCAUGGUGGACAAGACAUAAACUCUUCUCCUUAUUAUUUAUCACAAGGUUCAUACCUACCCAAUAAUAUAAAAAUGAAUAAUAAUGAGAUAGACCAAUUGGAGGUGAAUGGACUCUCUUUGUCAUCACCUUUUAAUGAGCAACAAAAGAAAAAAAAAGAUAUGAACAAUAAAAACAAAAAAGCAAAGAAAUAUCACGAUUUUGAAGGGGAUGAAGAAAAUUAUAAUACAAGUGAACGAGACGAAAAUUCGAUGUAUGAUUCAAAUGCAUUUUCUAUUAUAAAGGAAAAAGCUCGAAAAUGGAAAAUGCUAAAUAGUAAGAAAUAUUCCAAAAAAAAAAAGUUUGGUGUAGUAGAAGAAAAGGAAGAAAUGCCAUGUGAACAUUUAAGAAAAAUUGUUAAGGAGCAUGGUGAUAUGAGUAAUAAAAAAUAUAGAUAUGAUAAAAGAGUUUAUUUAGGUGCUCUCAAAUAUAUCCCACAUGCUGUCUUUAAAUUAUUAGAAAAUAUUCCUAUGCCAUGGGAACAAAUAAAGAAUACAAAAGUAAUUUAUCAUAUAACAGGUGCUAUAACAUUUGUAAAUGAAACAUUUGUUGUCAUCGACCCAUUAUAUAUAGCACAAUGGGGUACUAUGUGGAUAAUGAUGAGAAGAGAAAAAAGAGAUCGAAAGCAUUUUAAAAGAAUGAGAUUCCCACCAUUUGAUGACGAAGAACCACCUUUAGAUUAUGCGGAUAAUAUCCUAGAUAUUGAACCAUUAGAAUGUAUACAAAUGAAAUUAGAUAAAGAUGAAGAUAAAAGUGUUAUUGAUUGGUUUUAUGAUUCUAAGCCAUUAUUAUAUAAUAGAAAUCAUAUACCUGGUACUAGUUAUAAAAAAUACAAAUUGUCGUUAGAACAAAUGGGAGUAUUAUAUAGACUGGGAAAUCAACUAUUUAGUGAUUUCCAAGAUGAUAAUUAUUUUUACUUAUUCAAUUUAAAGUCAUUUUAUACAGCUAAAGCAUUAAAUAUGGCUAUACCAGGAGGGCCUAAAUUUGAACCCUUAUAUAGAGAUAUAUAUGAAGAUGAUGAAGACUGGAAUGAAUUUAAUGACAUAAAUAAAAUUAUUAUACGUCAGCAAAUAAGAACAGAAUAUAAAAUAGCAUUUCCAUAUUUAUAUAAUAAUAGACCAAGAAAAAUUGCAGUUAGUAAAUACCAUUCACCAAUGUGUGUAUAUAUAAAAUUAGAAGAUAUUGAUUUGCCACCAUUUUAUUUUGAUUUAAUUAUAAAUCCUAUACCAUCCUAUAAAAUUAGAAAGUUUAAUAAAUCUUCUGAAAAGAAAGACAGUGAACUAUUUGAUGACGAUUUUUAUUUAACAUAUACAAGAAAGGAAAUUUAUUAUUAUGAUCAUGGUGAUGACGACAAAAAAAAGAAAUCAACCUCCAAGAGUAGGAAACAUUCCAAACAUUCUGAUGCUGAUGAUAAUCGAUAUGAUAAAGGGUAUCGAAAAUACAGGAAAAGUUCGUCAUCUUAUAAAAGUUUUAAAAGAGAUAAGAGAAAAAGCACAAAUUCAAGUAAUGAUAAAGAUAUUGACGAAGAGGACUAUAAUUCUGGUGUAAGUAGCAUUGACAAUAAUGAUAAUAGUGAUACGUAUAUAUCCAGUAGUAAAUAUAACUCGAACAAUAUGAGUAGUCGGACAAGCAAAAAUAAAGAUGAAACGUAUGAAAUUGAUAGUACUGUGGAAAAUGAUUCACAUGAUGGUAGUUUAAAAAAAGAAAAAAAUAAAAAAAAAAGAAAAAAUCCGUACAACGAUGAUAAUUACAAAGGUGAUGAUAAAAACAAAAGUGAUGAUGAUGAUAAUUACAAAGGUGAUGAUAAUAAUGACAAUAAUAAUAAGUACAAAAGUGAUAAUAUUAGUUCCUGCAAAAAAAAUAAAAAAAUGAUUAUUAAACAUGUGGAAUAUGGAAUUCUCCCAUUGUUACACAAUUAUCCUUUAUACACAGAACGUACUAUAAACGGUAUACAAUUAUAUCAUGCUCCUUAUCCAUUUAAUAAGAAAUGCGGAUAUACCAGAAGAGGUAUCGAUAUUCCUUUAGUACAGUCAUGGUUCAAAGAACAUAUAUCAACAAAAUAUCCUGUAAAGGUUAGAGUCUCUUAUCAGAAACUUUUAAAAUGUUGGGUUUUGAAUCAUUUACAUUCUAAAAGACCAAAAAGUAUGAAAAAGAAAUAUUUAUUUCGUAUAUUUAAAAGUACGAAAUUUUUUCAAUGUACAGAAAUGGAUUGGGUGGAAGUUGGGUUACAAGUAUGUCGACAAGGUUAUAAUAUGUUAAAUUUAUUAAUACAUCGUAAGAAUUUAAAUUAUUUACACCUAGAUUAUAAUUUUAAUUUAAAACCUGUAAAAACAUUAACAACCAAAGAAAGGAAAAAAUCUCGAUUUGGUAAUGCAUUUCAUUUGUGUAGAGAAAUAUUAAGAUUAACGAAAUCAAUUGUUGAUUCGCAUGUACAAUACCGAUUAGGUAAUAUAGAUGCAUAUCAGCUAGCUGAUGGUAUUCAAUAUAUUUUUGCUCACGUUGGGCAAUUGACUGGUAUGUAUCGAUAUAAAUAUAGGUUGAUGAGACAAGUACGUAUGUGUAAAGAUUUAAAACAUUUAAUAUAUUAUCGAUUUAAUACUGGAUCUGUUGGUAAAGGUCCUGGUUGUGGUUUAUGGGCUCCUUUAUGGAGAGUGUGGAUUUUUUUCUUAAGAGGUGUUAUCCCACUAUUAGAAAGGUGGUUAAGUAAUUUAUUAGCUAGACAGUUUGAAGGAAGAGUAUCGAAAGGUAUAGCAAAAACGGUUACUAAGCAAAGAGUCGAAAGUCAUUUCGAUUUAGAAUUGAGAGCAGCUGUUAUGCAUGACAUUAUAGAUAUGAUACCAGAAGGAUUAAAGAAUAAUAAAGGUAAAGCUAGAUUAAUAUUACAACAUUUAAGUGAGGCAUGGAGGUGUUGGAAAGCGAACAUACCAUGGAAAGUGGUAGGGCUUCCAUUACCUGUGGAAAAUAUAAUAAUUAGAUAUAUAAAAUUAAAAGCAGAUUGGUGGGUUAAUGCAACGUAUUAUAAUAGAGAAAGAAUAAAAAGAGGGGCGACCGUAGAUAAGACUGUAUGUAAAAAGAAUUUAGGUAGAUUAACUAGAUUAUGGCUUAAAGCAGAACAAGAAAGGCAACAUGAAUAUUUAAAAGAUGGGCCUUAUGUAAGUGGAGAAGAAGCAGUAGCAUUAUAUACAACAGCUAUACAUUGGUUUGAAUCAAGAAAAUUUACACAUAUACCUUUUCCUCCUUUAAAUUAUAAACAUGAUACGAAACUACUAAUUUUAGCUUUAGAAAAAUUAAAAGAAACCUUUACUGUAAAGAAUAGAUUAAAUCAAUCACAAAGAGAAGAAUUGGGUUUUAUUGAACAGGCAUAUGAUAAUCCAUAUGAAACAUUAUCAAGAAUAAAGAGACAUUUAUUAACACAACGAGCUUUUAAAGAAAUAUCUAUAUCCUUUUUAGAUUUGUACACGCAUUUAGUACCUGUAUAUGAAGUAGACCCUUUAGAAAAAAUAACAGAUGCAUAUUUAGAUCAGUAUUUAUGGUAUGAAGGUGAUUUAAGAAAUUUAUUUCCGAAUUGGGUUAAACCAUCAGAUAAUGAGCCACAACCAUUAUUAGUAUAUAAAAUGUGUCAAGGUAUCAAUAAUUUACAUAAUAUAUGGGACACGAAGAACAAUGAAUGUGUAGUUAUGCUUCAAACUCAAUUUAGUAAAAUUUAUGAAAAAAUUGAUUUAACUUUAUUGAAUAGGUUAUUAAGAUUAAUAGUAGAUCACAACAUAGCAGAUUAUAUAACAGCAAAGAAUAAUACUAAUAUAACAUUUAAAGAUAUGAAUCAUAUAAAUUCGUUUGGUAUAAUACGUGGUUUGCAAUUUUCGUCAUUUGUAUUUCAGUAUUAUACCAUAAUAAUAGAUUUGUUAAUAUUGGGUUUAACAAGAGCAUAUGAUAUAGCAGGUCCUUAUAAUGACGUGAAUCAAUUUUUAACAUUUCAGAAUGUGCAGAUAGAAACCAGACACCCGAUUAGGUUGUAUUGUAGAUAUGUGGAUAAGAUAUGGAUAUUGUUUAAAUUUACCAAUGAAGAAUCUAAAGAUUUAAUACAGAAAUUUUUGACAGAAAACCCAGAUCCAAAUAAUGAAAAUAUAGUUGGAUAUAAUAACAAAACAUGUUGGCCUAGGGAUUGUCGUAUGAGGAAAAUGAAGCAUGACGUUAAUUUGGGAAGAGCUACCUUUUGGGAAAUACAAAACCGUAUUCCAAGAUCGUUGACAUCCUUAGAUUGGGAUCAUUAUAAUACAUUUGUGAGUGUGUAUUCGAAAGAUAACCCUAAUUUGUUAUUUUCCAUAGCUGGUUUUGAGGUUCGUAUAUUACCGAAAAUACGUCAGCUAAGUUAUGGUUACAAUGGCAUAAUGUAUACGUCAUAUAUGAAUGAGUACCCCCGAGGCGUGGGUACCAAAGAUGAAACGAGUAAGAAGAAUGGAUUGCUCCAUGACGAUGAGAAGAGCAAAAAGGUAGGUUCAUUGAAGGAUGAGGUAACAAAGGGUAAGUCUCAUGUGGACAAAAAUGAAGAGAACAGUGAUAAUAACAAAAAUGACAACAAAAAUGACAGUACGCAUGCCAAUACGCAUGAUAUGGUUGGUGAUAAUAAUUACGAUGGUGGGGUGAAGAACAAUUUUUAUAAUUCCAGUGGAGGUGAAAAGAACGUAGUUGUUUCGUCAAGUGUUAAGGAGGGUACGUGGAAGUUACAGAACGAAAUGACUAAAGAAAUAACAGCAGAAGCUUAUUUAAAAGUUUCUGACAACAGCAUGAAAAGAUUCGAAAAUCGUGUACGUCAAAUAUUAAUGUCUUCUGGUAGUACAACCUUUACUAAGAUAGCAAACAAGUGGAAUACUACGUUGAUUGGUUUGAUGACAUAUUUUAGAGAGGCUGUUUUAGAUACUGAGGAGUUAUUAGAUUUAUUAGUAAAAUGUGAGAAUAAGAUACAGACACGUAUUAAGAUUGGAUUAAAUUCAAAGAUGCCAUCUCGUUUUCCGCCUGUUGUUUUUUAUACUCCUAAAGAAUUAGGAGGGUUGGGUAUGUUAUCCAUGGGUCACAUUUUAAUACCAGAAUCUGAUUUACGAUAUAUGAAACAAACCGAUAAUGGUAGAAUAACACAUUUCAGAUCAGGUUUGUCACAUGAAGAAGAUCAAUUAAUACCCAAUUUGUAUAGAUACAUAUCUACAUGGGAAAGUGAAUUUUUAGAAAGUCAACGAGUUUGGUGUGAAUAUGCUUUAAAAAGAAAUGAAUGUCAUAAUCAGAAUAAGAAAAUAACAUUAGAAGAUUUAGAAGAUUCAUGGGAUAAAGGUAUACCAAGAAUAAAUACAUUAUUUCAAAAAGAUAGGCAUACUUUAGCAUAUGAUAAAGGAUGGCGAAUAAGACAAUUAUUUAAACAGUAUCAAAUUAUUAAGAGUAAUCCGUUUUGGUGGACUAAUCAAAGACAUGAUGGAAAAUUAUGGAAUUUAAAUAAUUAUAGAACGGAUAUGAUACAAGCAUUAGGAGGUGUGGAAGGUAUAUUGGAACAUACAUUAUUUAAAGGAACAUUUUUUCCAACAUGGGAAGGAUUAUUUUGGGAAAAAGCUAGUGGUUUUGAAGAAUCAAUGAAAUAUAAGAAAUUAACCAAUGCACAAAGAAGUGGAUUAAAUCAAAUACCUAAUAGACGAUUUACAUUAUGGUGGUCCCCAACAAUAAAUAGAGCAAAUGUAUAUGUAGGUUUUCAAGUACAGUUAGAUUUGACAGGUAUAUUUAUGCAUGGAAAAAUACCAACUUUAAAAAUAUCCUUAAUACAAAUAUUCCGUGCACAUUUGUGGCAAAAAAUACAUGAGUCUUUAGUAAUGGAUAUAUGUCAAGUGUUUGAUUUAAAUUGUGAUUUGUUAGAUAUAGAGACGGUACAAAAAGAGACCAUACAUCCAAGAAAAUCGUAUAAAAUGAAUAGUUCAUGUGCUGACAUAUUAUUAUUUGCAAAUUACAAAUGGGGAAUAUCUAAGCCGUCUUUAUUAACAGAUGAGGAUCAUAUAUUUACAAAUAAUACAUUAGGUUCAACAAGUGGUACUAAUAAUAACAUUAUGCUUAACAGUAAUAUGAUUAAUAGUGGUAGUAAUAAUAGUAGUAGUAACAAUAUGAAUUCUGUAUCGUUUGGUUCUUUUCCUUAUACAUCUAAUCAAUUUUGGAUUGAUAUACAAUUAAGAUGGGGUGAUUUCGAUUCUCAUGAUAUUGAAAGAUAUAGUAGAGCAAAAUUUUUAGAUUACACAACUGACAAUUUGUCUAUAUAUCCAUGUUUAACUGGUGUUUUAAUAGGUGUUGAUUUAGCAUAUAAUUUAUAUUCAGCAUAUGGAAAUUGGUUUAAUAAUUUAAAACCGUUAAUGCAAAAAGCUUUACAAAAAAUUGUUCAAUCGAAUCCUUCUUUGUAUGUAUUAAGAGAAAGAAUUAGAAAAGGGUUACAGUUAUAUUCAUCUGAACCAACGGAACCAUAUUUGAAUACACAGAAUUAUAAUGAAUUAUUUUCAUCACAAACUAUAUGGUUUGUGGAUGAUACUAAUGUAUAUCGUGUUACAAUACAUAAAACAUUUGAAGGGAAUUUAACAACGAAGCCAAUUAAUGGUGCGAUCUUUAUAUUAAAUCCUAAAACAGGUCAAUUGUUUUUAAAAAUAAUUCAUACAUCUGUUUGGAUAGGACAGAAGCGUUUAUCUCAGCUAGCUAAAUGGAAAACAGCAGAAGAAGUGGCAUCAUUAAUUAGAUCAUUGCCUAUAGAAGAACAGCCAAAGCAAAUUAUAGUAACACGAAAAGGUAUGUUAGAUCCGUUAGAAGUGCAUUUAUUAGAUUUCCCAAAUAUUAUAAUCAAAGGAACUGAAUUAAAUUUACCAUUCCAAGCAUUAUUGAAAUUGAAUAAAAUAGGAGAUUUAAUAUUAAAAGCAACACAGCCACAGAUGUUAUUAUUUAAUUUAUAUGAUGAUUGGUUAAAUAGUAUAUCUUCAUUUACGGCCUUUAGUAGAUUAAUAUUAAUAUUAAGAAGUUUACAUAUAAAUCCACAACAAACGAAAAUAUUAUUACAGCCAAAUAAAAACAUCGUAACAACACAACCACAUCAUAUAUGGCCUUCGUUUAAUAAUAACCAGUGGAUACAUUUAGAGGUACAAUUAAAAGAUUUAAUAUUGAAUGAUUAUUCGAAACGAAACAAUGUACACAUAGCUUCAUUAACACAGAAUGAAAUAAGAGAUAUUUUAUUAGGUAUGGAAAUAACACCUCCAUCGAUACAAAGACAGCAAAUAGCUGAAUUGGAAAAGAAUAAUUUGGAUUUAAUGGAACAACAGAUGAAAGUAACAACAUCAAAAACGACAACAAAACAUGGAAAUGAAAUUAUUGUAUCAACAUUAUCACCACAUGAACAGCAAACGUUUACAACAAAAACGGAUUGGAAAAUAAGAUAUUUAGCAAAUAAUUCUUUAUUAUUUAGAACCAAGAAUAUAUAUGUGAAUAAUAAUAAUAUGAGCAAUAUGAGCAAUAUUAAUACUAUUAGUGCUAGUGCUAGUAGUCAUAAUAUUUUAAAUAAAAAUGGAACCAAUUCAGACAAUCAAAACAGCCAUUAUCAUACAAGUAUUAAUUCUAUUAAUGAUUAUACAUAUGUAAUAGCCAAAAAUUUAUUGGAAAAAUUUAUAUGCAUAUCAGAUUUAAAAAUACAAGUAGGAGGAUUUUUGUUUGGAUCAUCCCCUGAAGAUAACUCCUACGUGAAAGAAAUUAAGUGUAUACUUAUCCCUCCACAAAUAGGUAAUUACCAAUCAGUCACAUUAUCAAGUUAUAUGCCAUCUAGUAAAUAUUUACAAAAUUUAGAGUUAUUAGGAUGGAUACAUACACAGACAACCAAUUGUUCGAAUACCAAUAAUCAUUUGACAGCAUAUGAUAUGGUAGCACAUUUCAACUUUUUACAAGAAUGUAAGAGACAAAUGUCAAAAGGGAAAAAGGUUGCUGAUGCGAGUCACAAUGAUGAUGAUGUUGAUGAUUAUGACGAUGAUGAUUAUAAUAAUAAUGAAGAUGAUUAUAAUAAUAAUAAUGAAGAUGAUAAUAUUAAUAAUAAUAGUGAAGGUGGUACAAAACGUGACGAAACAUACAAAAUGUGGGAUAAAAAUAAAACUAUAAUACUUACAUGCUCAUUUACUCCUGGUAGCUGUACUAUCAAUGCAUAUAAAUUAACGAGUGAUGGAUAUUCUUUUGCUAAAAGUAAAAAGAAUUCAUCUGAUUUAUAUGUGUUCCCAAAUGUAAAUAAUUUAUAUGAACCAGUACAAAUAUUAUUAUCAAAUGUUUUUGUUGGAUACUUUUUAAUACCAGAUGAUCAUAUAUGGAAUUAUAAUUUAAUGGGAAUCAAAUUUAAUAAUAAUCAAAAAUAUGCACCACAUCUUGAUAUACCACAACCAUUUUAUGCAGAUAUACAUAGACCAAAUCACUUUCUGCAAUUUUCUUUGCUUGACCAAAGAGACGCAGACGAAGCUGACGUCGAAACGUCCUUUAUAUGA